This is a messenger RNA of Medioppia subpectinata, 4026 nucleotides long. The record is from the annotation of a GenBank genome assembly. Lineage: Eukaryota; Metazoa; Arthropoda; Arachnida; Sarcoptiformes; Oppiidae.
AACGCGUACGAGUAUUGGACGGAACAGCGCUCUAACCUGAACUCGGAAGUGGUUUUGGCCACUCAGCAGGUGUUCGGCAAAGUGCAACCCAUCGCUCAAAUGGGCUCUCAGACCAUCGGCACACUCUUCCUGCAGCUGACGGUCGACGACUUGGGCGCCUGUCUUCCCAUCACAAACCCCACCAUUUCGGCACUCAAUCAGAGCAAAGGUUUCGAGUCGGAGCUGAAGGACGCACUGGUGGUCACUUUGGAAAACACUCAGAUCAGCGCCUGUUCUUGCGGUUCACUCGUUAGUAAAGCCCAGUUCACGGGUCUCUGCAUUCGGUUCGCCGACGACUUCGAGACAUCGCUGGACGACUGGAAGCCCGACAGCACUGACCCGACCAUCAGAAACCUAUGCGUGGUAUCGGAGGGCACGUACGAGAUCUGUUCGCGAACCAUAACCUCACACCAGAGCCCGAGUGACGCCAAGUGGCUGUUGAAUGUCUCGUGGAAAAUGGAGGGCUUCGACAUCCACUUCGACACAUCCAUUGGCAAACACUUCUCCGCACUCUUCAAGACAAUGACUGCGAUCGCCGGCGACGAAGACGAGGACGAAGCGGACAUUUCGACCACCGAUUACGGCAACGCGACGGUCGACGAGCGGCCCGAAGAGGAACACGUGAACGACGCGCAGGACGUGGAGAGUGAGGCCAACGAUCGAGUGGUGCGAAGAGAUUCACUGUUGCGGGACGUGUCGGCCGACAACAAGAAGAAGUCGCGUAUCAUCGAGAAGGAGCUCAACGAACAGGUGAAGAUCAUCAGCGAUUUGCGCGAAUUGGGCGCCAGUCAUACCACUAUCGAACAGGAGGUCCAACGCCUCCACGAACUCGAAGCCGCCAUUUUCCAGAACUUCCGCCGCGAUGUCAUCAAAAAGCUUCGGCGACCUUCUGUUAGGCAGUCGUCCUUUAAGGACAAGCUAUCGGUCGGCGGAAAAAUGUUUAGCAAAUCACUUCAUUCCUAUACCGAAGGCAACGAGUUUACCGAGAAUUCGGGCGAAGAAUCACCGCUCGAUCAGUUCAAACCGGGAUCUUUUGAUACGGCGAUCGAAACGAUUCCCAGACUUAAGACUUCAGCCAGUAUUCCGAUCCCGAGAUCCGACAAACAAGUGGUUCUGGACUCACCGAUCAGUCAAACCGCUGCCUCAAUGACCAGCUCUUCGGUGAGCGAAUCACAGAGCAGUUGCGAGAGCGCACUGUCGCCCACAUUCAGUUUGGAACAGUCUUCCAGUUCCACGUCUGACUUCAAGAUACCAAAGAUUACCAAAACUACUACAGAUCCGCGUAAACAAAGCAGUCUAUCGUCCGAAUACGACGAAAGCAUCGGUUCAUCGAUCGGCGACCGGUCCAGCGGUUUGGCCGCCAAACAGACCUAUCAAACGGAACCCAACAUUGAUUUUGAGUUGGAUGUGAAGAUUUUCUUCAAUUCCGGAAAAUGUGUUUUGCAUACAAAAGAUCAGUCCAUUAGAGAUGAGGACAAUUCGGUCAAAAAGCCGAUGCAAAAGGAGCGCAGCUUUUCUGGCGGUCCAUACGAUUCACUGCUGUCUCCGAAUCACAUAAACAAAUGCCGUUCCGGUAAUCGACUGACGAAAACCACAUCUAAUAACACAUUGAAGCCCAACCUGUCGUCCUCUCGACUCAAACAUCCGACACAUUUAAGUGGACAAAUCGCUGACUUCACGGUAUUCCUGAUCCCCGGACUCGACAUUAAACUUCAUUAUAACUCUAAGACAUCGCUCGAAGAGAGCGCUCCGUUGGCUGAAAGGCAGCCGACGGCGAGACAACAGUCCGACAGCGGAGACACUACUGUGCCGCCGAAGACUCCGACCUCCGCGUCGGCGCCCAAUGUGUUCAGCGGUGGGGACGAGAGUGAGGAGCCGCCUGUGCCCGCACAGUACGCCACUUACGCUUCGUUUCCCGUUGACGUUAUCGUCUACUUUCACGUCCAGCCAACUGUUGUCCGCUUUUGUUGCCUUCCGGUCUCACGCGUUGAAUGUUUGCUUCACUUGCCGUCAAUUGAUUUGGUCUUUUCGUCGAAACGCUCGUCAAACGAAGAGUUACCGUCGGGUCAGUGCUCUCCACCCAAGUAUUCCCGUUAUGGACACAAGACGUCAACUGAAUCCAAUCCAACCGCGUCGACGACUAAUACAUCAAUGGGUGGUCUGAGUGUCACCGGAUGUUUGGCCGACUUCUCGCUCUAUAUCUUCCAUCCAUACGGCGGACAGAAGAAGACGGCGGCCAAAGAGAUGGCCGGCGAGUCGAUGGCCUAUUCGGACCGCAAGGACUCGCUCAGUCUUCAGGUAGAGUUUGUCAAAAUCAAUAUCUCUCGCUCUCGAAAGCUGUCGAUCGGCGACUCAAUCGCCCAGAGUUUCCGUUUCUCUGCCACCUGUGAUAUCGGAAGCGCUUCAUUCAAGUACGACAUGCGGCGACUCAACGAGAUUCUGGCCUUUCCUAAGGCCUGGUAUCGCAAAUCCAUUUGGAAGCGUAUGUUUAUCGGCGAUCACACCAUAAACGCCUUCUUCAGCGAUCAGGAAGAAGAGGACGACUCACUCACUGACAGCAAAGACCUGUCGGACAGCAGUUCCGAAGAGUCGAACCAAACGGCGACCACUGUUCGCACGUUUCACAAGACAGACGCGUCUAACGCCAGUCGCGAUCGAUUGCGGCUCAAUUUGGACGAACCGGCGUCGAGUCGACGGCAAGUGUAUCGACACACGAGUCGCAGCGAUUCCCGACCACUACUCGCGGCCAACAAUCCGUGGGAAACACUCGUAUUGUUUUCGGUAAACCUCUCCAAACUGAACAUAACUAUGAAUAUGGGAAACGUUAUGGGAAACACAAGUUGGCUGACCCGUGGCCUACGCUCUGACGGCCGCAUAUCCAUCGACUCAAGCGGUCGCAAGAGCUAUAAGAUUGGUCUCGCGCUCGACGGCUCAACACUGGACGCAAAGGGCGGUAUUGUUGGCGGGAUUAUAGAGUUGAGUCAAAUCAAUACCGAGAUGUCGGUGAAAGAGGUGAAGGGCAACGAACCCCAGCAUCAGUUCAUCUGUUCUCUGCACACUCUGGAGAAGCGAAUUGAUUACAUGGGAACCAGUAUUUUGAUGCUCAGGGUAUCGGAUCUGGACAUUACUUUACGCGACGAAUGGCGCAUAGAUUUGAGUAAAAAUUAUCAGUCAUCGCAUCCGACUAAACGGCCGGCACUUAUCUUCAUUCACGGAGUACUCAAUUGGGAUCAAAUGCAGAUCUUAAUGUCCAAAUCCACGACACCUGACAUCAUGAAGAUUAUCGCCAAACUGGAGGAGUUCUUCACACAACAGUUCCAUUCGAGUAAACGUGUCUUUUCGUCGCUCCAGACAUAUAACCGGCAGUCGUUUAAAGGCAAGAGUCAGGCGUCGAAACGAACGCAAAGUGUGAGCAGUGGUUCACCGCAACUGACUGUCAGCGGUUCUCAACAGACGCAACAGUCGGCCGAAAACGUGUCCAUCACUACCGAAGCGCGUCAUCACAGGCACUGGCAGAGAGCCCUACGGCUUGUGUCGGGCGUCCACUUGUCAACCCUCCCGAACCCAUUGCCAAUUCACGGCACAAUACUCGGCGGCACUCUUGAACUCCGGGCGCAGAACAUAUCGCUCGCCUGUUUCUAUGGCAUCAACUUUCGGUCCAAGAGUUGGGGCGCAUUCAGUCUCAAACACACGUCCAUUUCGUUUGCCACCGAAGCCCAAAACAUUGUCAACGAUUCCGGCGCUUUGGACACACAUGUGGUGCAGAACCUGUCCUUCCUAUUGGGCCGCAACUCAAGCGAACAACAGUCGCGCAAAACAAUGGCCACCGUAUGCAAGAUCUCGAGGAAUGUGAUGUUUCCGCCGCAGUUUCGUCACAUGCAUGAGUGGUUUCACUACGCGUUCAGCGCCUCCGAGAUCGACGACGUGGACCGCUUCCCGGCGGUGAUGGAACUCGACAUCUUCGGCACUCCCAUCCCGUCCACCAAC